GCGUCCUGAACCCCACUUUGUCCCCAGCUGCCCCCCCCCCAAGAGUGAGGGUGAUGGCCACCCAGCCUGAGAAGAGAGUGGCGUCGUCUGUCUUCAUCACCCUGGCACCCCCACGCCGAGAUGAGGCCGCCGAGGAGGUGAGGCAGGCAGCUUGCGAGGCCCGGCCCGGCAGCCUCCGGGAGACGCCAGCCCCCGUGAAGGCCCCGGGCACCGGGUCGGCAGCGAGGCCCGGCACCUGGAAGCCUCCGGGCAGGACUGCAGCGGCUUCACCAGCUGUGCCAGCUCAGCUCUCCAAUGGAGGGUGUCCGCCGCCCCUGCCUCCUCUGGCCGCUGAGGACACACUGCCCGACCUGGACCACCUCCCGCCGCCGCCCCCUCCAUCAUGCCUGCCCCUUCCUGAGGUGGAGCCCUGUGUCCCCGUGGGCAUGGGCGCUCUCGUCUCGGACUUUGAACAGCUGCAGCUGCCCCCACCCCCGCCACAGGCCCUGGCGGUGGGGCCGCCGCUCCAACCUCGGCCCACUGGUCUCAGGCCUGCAGAGGGGGAGCUGCUGCCUCCCCCAGAGGGGCCCCCCGGCUGCCCAGAGAGAGAAGCCUCCACAGACAUCUGCGCCUUCUGCCACAAGACCGUGUCUCCCCACGAACUGGCUGUGGAAGCCAUGAAGAGGCAGUACCACGCACGCUGCUUCACGUGUCGCACCUGUCGCCGCCAGCUGGCCGGACAGAGCUUCUACCAGAAGGACGGGAGGCCCUUCUGCGAGCCCUGCUACCAGGACACCCUGGAGAGGUGCGGCAAGUGUGGCGAGGUGAUCCGGGACCUCGUCAUCAGGGCCCUGGGCCAGGCCUUCCACCCCACCUGCUUCACCUGCGUGAGCUGCGCCCGCUGCAUCGGGGAUGAGCGUUUCGCCCUGGAUGGCCAGAACGAGGUGUACUGCCUGGAUGACUUCUACCGGAAAUUUGCCCCCAUGUGCAGCAUCUGUGAGAACCCCAUCAUCCCCUGUGAUGGGAAGGACGACUUCAAAAUCGAGUGUAUGGGAAGAAACUUCCACGAGAACUGCUACCGCUGUGAGGAUUGCAGUGUGCUCCUGUCCAUCGAGCCCACGGACCAGGGCUGCUACCCGCUGAACAACCACCUCUUCUGUAAACCAUGCCACGUGAAGCGGAGUGUUGCCAGCUGCUGCUGAGGGCACCCCUGGCCCUGGGGCCCGGGAGCUGCCCGCUAGCCUGGGAUGGGGGUGGGGAGCCUAUCCUGACUCAGUUUCCCUUCCUGAUCUGCUCUUGCAUCCGGCCUGCAGCUCUGCCCACCACACCCCAGAUGUGGCUAAGCCAGCCCUUCACGGAGGGUGUGACGGGUGACUGGCAAACAGCACCUCUCGAGCCCUCAGUGCCUCCCCUCUGAGCUCUAGAAGGUUCCACACCGUGAGCAUCACCCCUGGGUUUCUGUGGCCCCGGACCUGGCCGUCCCUAACAGCAGUGACACCAGGUGGCCAGGCGGGGGCGCUGGGAUCAGCUCUGGCUUGUGAGACUGAGCAAUUGGGAGUCAAACUCCAAGGUUCCUUAAGCAAGCACUUUUUAAACAAUUUGAAUUUUAAAUGAUGGGAGACAUUCUUUGAAUAUUUGGGGGGAGGGAGGUGGGGUUCUAAAUAGGAAGUGCCUCCCUGUGUUCGGAAAAGUGCAAGACUGACCAGGGAUGACCCAGCCAUGGAUAUGCCAUCUUGGGACGUGCAUGUCACACGCAACGUGCUAAUGCAGAAGAUGCCAGCGAUUCCGUGCGGCACAGCCGUGUGAGACAGAGACGCAGCUGAAGGGGCUGUUGAGUGCCAGGGGCAGGGGGCUGUUACUGCAGCCCUGAGUGGGGUGGCGCAUAUGUGACCCCCUAUUCAUGCACUGUCCUGCGUGUCCCUCCCAGCCCCCCUAACUAACCCUCAAGUCCCCACUAGGACCCUUCUACCCAGGCUGCCCUGCGACCACCAACUGCCUCCUUAAAGCCACACUGGCAAGGACUUUGUCUCAUAAAGAGAAAACCUCGCUUUCACUGCUUGGUGCCUCUAAGGCAUUGGGUAAGGUGUGAACAAUCACAGCAUUCUUUCUUUCUUUCUCUCUUUCUUUCUGCCUCCAGGGUUAUCGCUGGGACUCAGUGCCAGGACUAUGAAUCCACUACUCCUGGUCGCCAUUUUAUUGGAUAGAAUAGAAGGAAAUUGAGGGGGGAGGGAGAAAUAGAGAGAGGAGAGAGACACCUGCAGAUCUACUUCACCGCUUGUGAAGGGUAUAUAUACUCUGCAGGUGGGGAGUCAGGGGGCUCGAACCCAGAUCCUUGUGUUUCAUACCUAACCUAGUGUGCCACUGCCCGGCCUCACAGCACGCUUUUUUCCCUGAGUCAUCCUCUGCAUCUUCUGCUCCCAUGAGUAGGUCGGGGGUCGACGAGAGAGAGAGAGAGAGAGAGAGAGAGAGAGAGAGAGAGACUAUAGAGCCCCCUAGGGGUGAGACAGCUUCCUGCCAGGAGCUUAGCGCAGCAAGUCUCAAACUCCAGGGUUCAUGCUCACCUCCCCACCACAGUUUCUGCCAUAAAUGUGGACCCACUAUUCUGUUCCCUUAAUACUUUCUUGAGAGCAAUAUCCAAGACUUUUCUUUUACUCCUGUCUUUGUUCUAAGCAGUGUAUCCGCGCAGUCACAUGCCACUAUACUAGCCGAGUUUUCCCUGCACCACUGAAGAAAUAAAUGAGUAACCAAGA
Erinaceus europaeus (western European hedgehog) is the source of this 2729-nucleotide messenger RNA. RefSeq names its product filamin binding LIM protein 1 (gene FBLIM1). Gene Ontology annotation, molecular function: filamin binding. Gene Ontology annotation, cellular component: focal adhesion; stress fiber. Gene Ontology annotation, biological process: cell-cell adhesion. NCBI's taxonomy places the organism in Eukaryota, Metazoa, Chordata, Mammalia, Eulipotyphla, Erinaceidae. The transcript has 7 exons. The record is from RefSeq and is a predicted model, not a curated record. The coding region runs from base 54 to 1181 and encodes 375 amino acids.